AUGGAGCUCCAUCUACCUUCCUUACCAAUCCUUUUCUCUUUGCUAAUCUUUUUUUUCAUGGUGAUAAAAAUAGUCAUAAAAACCACAAGCUCAUCAUCCAAACUACCCCCGGGGCCAUGGAAACUACCCAUUUUAGGAAACGCACACCAACUUUUAGGCUCAUUAGUCCACCAAAAACUCAGAGACUUAGCCACCAAACAUGGACCAUUGAUGCACCUAAAAAUCGGCCAAGUUCCAACCCUAAUAGUUUCAUCCCCAGAAUAUGCCAAAGAGGUGAUGAGAACCCAUGAUAUGGUCUUCGCAUCAAGACCCAUGGUUCUCUUCUCCCAGAUCAUGUUCUAUGACUGUACAGACCUUGUCUUUGCUCCCUAUGGCGAGUACUGGAGGCAGCUCAGAAAGAUCUUCAUGCAAGAGCUUUUGAGCACUGCAAGAGUCCACGCUUUCAAACCCAUUAGAGAAGAAGAGGUGUCAAGCUUGGUAAAAUGGAUUGCCUCGAAAGUUGGGUCGGAUAUCAAUCUCACUGAGAGGAUCAAUAUUUUGUUGUAUAACAUAGUUUCAAGGGCAGCCUGUAGUAAAACCAGUCUGAACAACCAAGUGAUCGUAUCACUUGUAGCUGAAGGUGUGAAGGUAUCGUUAGGGUUUGAGCUUGCAGAUUUGUUUCCUUCUGUUGAGUUUUUUUCGAGAAUCAGUCGAACUAGGUCUAUGCUCUUGAAGCUGCAACAGAGGUCUGCAAAGAUAUUUGAUGCAAUUAUUAAGGAGCACCAAGAGAAGAAAUCUGCUGAGAGUGGAAAAGAGGAUGAUUUGUUGGAUGUUCUUUUGAAUUUUCAUAAUAAUAGUAAUAAUGGUGACCAUGGAUUUUCCUUGACCAGUGACAAUCUUAAAGCUAUUAUCUGGGAUAUUUUUGCUGCUGGGAUUGACACAUCAUCAACAAUUAUAGAUUGGGUAAUGGCAGAGCUGAUAAAGCAUUCAAAUGUAAUGAGAAAGGUACAAGAUGAGGUUAGAGAAGUUUUUAACAAAAUAGGUUCAACCGAUGAAGAAGGAAUUAAUGAGAUGAAAUACUUAAAAAUAGUUGUGAAAGAGACCAUGAGAUUACAUCCUCCUCUUCCCUUGUUAAUUCCAAGAGAAAGUCAAGAGAAGUGUGAAAUAAAUGGUUAUGUGAUACCUGCAAAAACUAGGACCUUAGUCAAUGUAUGGGCAAUUGGAAGAGACCCUAAUUAUUGGACUGAAGCUGAGUGUUUUAUACCAGAAAGAUUCAUUGAUAGCUCUAUUGAUUCUAAGGGCAAUGAUUUUGAGUAUAUCCCAUUUGGUGCUGGGAGAAGAAUAUGUGCAGGCAUGGCAUUUGGUCUCAUAAAUGUUGAGUAUCCCCUUGCAUUGUUGCUGUACCAUUUUGAUUGGAAACUCCCUAAUGGAAUGAGACAUGAAGAUUUGAACAUGAGUGAAUCUUUUGGUACAACACUCAAAAGAAAAAAGGCUCUAAACUUGAUUCCUACUGUUUAUGAUCAUUAAUUAUAUAUAGGAUAAUAAUGUAUUUGCGUGAUAUAUUAUAAGCAUAUGUUUAUCUUUAUGUAUAAUUUUAUCAUCUAUAUGUUGUAGAUAUUUUUACGGUACUGUUGUUUUUGUUAAUUUUGUUAAAUUAUAAAUAAAGUGUGUUUCUAUGAAUUACUAUUCAAGCGUUGUUUGCUCUGUAAUUUUCAGCUUAGUAAUUUUGGGUUUUUUUUUCUUAGUUUUUUUAAUUUUUUUUAAUUGCGAUGUUCUACUUCUUGAAGAAAGCUGAAAUUCCGUUUUUUAUGAUUACCAACUUAAUUAUUCAAAUUAAAUAAUUAAUUGUUGAACUGUUACAGAAAUGUUUAAACAGAUAUAAAG
Molecule: messenger RNA, 1863 nt
Organism: Humulus lupulus (European hop)
Lineage: Eukaryota; Viridiplantae; Streptophyta; Magnoliopsida; Rosales; Cannabaceae
Product: cytochrome P450 71D9-like
Exons: 2
Coding region: 1-1506 (501 amino acids)
Molecular function (GO): oxidoreductase activity, acting on paired donors, with incorporation or reduction of molecular oxygen; heme binding; iron ion binding
Source: RefSeq, a predicted model, not a curated record